Messenger RNA from Candidozyma haemuli, 1644 nucleotides. It is a transcript of the gene CWC22, whose product is annotated as U2-type spliceosomal complex subunit. The transcript has a single exon. Gene Ontology annotation, biological process: mRNA splicing, via spliceosome. The record is from RefSeq and is a predicted model, not a curated record. The coding region runs from base 1 to 1644 and encodes 547 amino acids. NCBI's taxonomy places the organism in Eukaryota, Fungi, Ascomycota, Pichiomycetes, Serinales, Metschnikowiaceae. Gene Ontology annotation, cellular component: catalytic step 2 spliceosome. Gene Ontology annotation, molecular function: RNA binding; protein binding.
AUGGACCAACGGACACUGUGGCUUCAGCUAAGACGAACCAUAGGCAAGCAGGUGGCACGUGCCAACAAAAGCAACAUUCGCCAUGUUUCGGUGAAGCUUUUCGAGUCGAAUUGUGUGAGAGGAAGAGGCAUAUUGGCACGAGCAAUCCUAGCUAAUGUGCUUACAGAGCCCGAGAAACACGCUGUGUUUGCGCUGUUGGUGUGUGUGCUUAACCUGAAGCUUCCUCAGAUUGGCGAGCUUGUGGGGGCUCGGACGGUGGCGCUUUGGAAGCAUUUGUAUAUGAAGAACGAUUGCACGAGGAUCUUUCGAGUGUUGCUCUUUUUGUGUGAGUUGGUGAAGCAACAGGUGGUGGAGGAUGUGGUGAUAUUGCAGAUUUUCCAGGUUUUGCUUGAAGAGUCUGUGACGGACGAUUCGGUGCAUUUGGCGUCGUAUGCUUUGGAGAACUUGCUGGCGUACUUGGAGAAGAACUCUCGGUCUCUGGCCAACUUGAUUUAUGAUAACUUGAGGAUGAUGCUCCAGGAGGGCGGGUUGGCUGAAAAACGCCGUAAGGAUAUUCAGUUUUUGCUUGAACACCGCCGGAACCGUCCUAAGCAUUUAAUUGACCCGGAUCUUAAUUUGGUGGAGGCUUCAGAGAAGGCUACGCACUAUGUGGACCUCACAGACCUUCAGGAACCGUAUACGGAUCUUAACUACUUCCAGGACGACCCAGAAUACGAGGUUGCCGAGGCUACGUAUAACCAGUUGAGACGCCAGAUUCUUGCUGAAGAGGUCAGACAAGAGAGACCCAACGAGAAGGUGGAACAUCCACAGAAAACCACCGAUAUGACCGACAAAACGCUUUUGAAGCACCAGAAGACUAUCUACUUGACGGUGAUGUCCAGUAUGUCUGCCGAAGAAGCCGUGCACAAGCUUCUUAGAGUGAGACACAAGCAACAACUCGAGCAGGGCGUGCUUGUGGAUAUGAUUGUCAAGUGUUGCGCCCAGGAGAAGACCUACUCCAAGUACUUUGGUAUAAUUGGCGAGAAAAUGAGCGGCAUGAGCGAAGCAUGGAAUCAGACAUUUACCAAAGAUUUCCAGCAGAAAUACGAUACUUCGUACCAGUACGAAGGGUCCCAGCUUCGAAACAUGGGUAAAUUCUUUGGCCAUAUGAUAGCAUCUGAUAACUUGCGCCCUCAAGACACUUUGGGGUACAUUGAAUUGACUGAAACUGCCACCAACAGUGCCAGCAGAGUGUUCAUCAAGUUUCUCUUCCAAGAGCUUGUUGAAGAGAUGGGUAUCAACGAAGUGAAGCGUAUUAUCCAGGACCCAGAAGUGAAACCCACUCUUCGUGGAUUGUUCCCAGUUGUUCAAGUUGACGAGUCUGAUUCGGCCCAUAUCAUGUUCUCCAUUAACUAUUUCACCGCCAUUGGAUUGGGUGUUUUGACAGAAGAGAUGAGACAGGUGCUCAAGAACUUGCCAGAGCCACGCGGCCGUGGCAGAAGCAGCGAUUCAGGGUCUGAGUCUGGUUCUUACUCGGAGUCUGGAUCCUACAGCAGGUCUGAAUCGUAUUCGAGGUCGCCAUCGAGAAGUCGAUCCGCCAGUCGAUCCAGAAGCCCACGUCAGGACUCACGGAGUCCAUCAAGGGAGUUGCCCCAGGGUGACUAG